This is a messenger RNA of Coregonus sp. 'balchen', 21057 nucleotides long. Lineage: Eukaryota; Metazoa; Chordata; Actinopteri; Salmoniformes; Salmonidae. The record is from the annotation of a GenBank genome assembly.
AUGCCGCUUCUCCACAGAAAGCCGUUUGUCAGACAGAAUCCCCCAGCGGACCUCAAACCAGAUGAAGAAGUGUUCCUUUGCAAAGUCACACAUGAAAUCUUCAGGACAUACGAGUACGUGAAGUCCAAACUGAUAAAUUAAUAUUUCAGAAUGAUCAAUGUUAUAACAAGCUAUCAAAUGACCAUCCGAUAUUGGCUCAACUCAAAUUAGGAAAGUUUAACAUGAUCUAGCUUGCUAGGAAGCUAAAAUCCUCUGCAGUGCUGGAAGAUGGACAAAGUACUACUUAUUAUAAACAAUUGUAAAUCAUUAAUAAUGUAUUGUCUGGUUGACACCUAUUUAGCUAGCCAUCAGAUUAAAUGGGUCAGAACAGUUAUUUCUAUCCAGUUGUCAAACUUAUUGUUUGGCAGGUGUAGCAAGUAACGUUAGAUCACUGCUAGUUUAGCGGCUAGCUAGCUAGUAGUGUUGAAGCGAGUACCAUUACCAGCCGUGUUAGCCAAUUAUUUGGGCCUGCUAGCCAGCUGGAAGCUAGCGUUGCAAAAUAUCCAACUUGAGUCAACUUUAAUUUGACUAGGUUAUCAUUAUUGCCAUAAUUUACUGUCAUAUCCGUCGAAUAACUGGUUGGUAAAGCUAGCCAGUCUUGUUAGAAGUUAUAGGAUGGCUCUUUUCUCAGAUCAUUUUACAUAGUCCUAAGAACCUAAGAUUAGAGCAGAGCAGUUCGCGCUCCUCACAACGCGUCUUGCCUCGGUUCGCGAAAGAAACGUGUGUAGGGCUAUUGUUGUGUGAUUUGUUUAUAGCUAGCAAACUAGGAAGCAACAUGCUAACUGUGGUGUAUUUAUUUCAGUAGUUUAUAGUUUAUUAUUUUAGCAAGUUGUAACUCAUAGCAUAGAUAAACUUUUUUUAAAUGUAGGACUUGCCUACGAAUAACAUACUGACUUAGUCCAAGGGGGUCUUGAAAGGUAAACAAUUUCACCCUGAUCCUCAUAUUCCAGAUAGACCACAACUUCGCAUGUUACUGUACAUUUAGUAGAGGGACAGUGACAGACAUCUUUUAGUUCUGUUAAUUAUUUUAUCACAAUUUUGAAGAUGGACUAUUUUAUAUUAGAUUGUGGUUUUGUUUUAAGGUAUCAUUUUUUUGGAAUUGUAUUUAGUCAGCAUGUGUGACAGACUGAUCAACAUGACUUUGGAAAACUUGAGGACUUUGAGGUCCUAUCUAUGCAGAAACUGUGGAAAAGCAUCUCGAUGUUAAGUGUACACAGAUGAGCAAGGGAUACGUCAUUGUAAAUAAGAAUUUGUUCUUAACUGACUUGCCUAGUUAAAUAAAGGUAAAAUAAAAAUGUUGUGCAAGUGAGGUUGUGUGAUAAUGUUUUUAACGCUGAUCUGGGUUAAGCAUUUCUUUUCGUUUCCUCCAAUGAUUGUGUGGGCAGCAGUAUUUUGCAAGUGUCCAGUCCAACAUUCAAAAUUAGUGCGCAAUUUCAUUUCAUGCUCUUACACAUUAGGGCCCUUGUCAAAAGUAGUACACUAUAGGGAAUAUGCACUGACCUGUACUGACUAGAACCACCCUGUCUCCCCACAAGUGACUUCUUUGAGAGGACCAUCCUGUGCAACAGCCUGGUGUGGAGCUGUGCGGUGACGGGCAAGCCUGGCCUGACCUACCUGGAAGCCCUGGACUGUGAGAAGAGGGGUCGUCAGAGCCUCCAGAGCUUCCCCUCAGCUCUGGUGAUCCCCCUGCUGCACCUCACAGCCCUCACAUACCGCACCCGGCUCCACGAGAUCUGUGAUGAUGUGUAUUCUUACGUCAAGGAGAGGUUCUUCCCCGGGGAGAUCGUGGACGUUGUGACCCGCACCGGUACCAGGUAAAGUGUUAAUUUAACCACAUGACCUCACCUAGCAUCAGUUUCACUUUAGAUUAGGUCAUAUGUACAAAAUAGUGUAAUCAGUUUCACUUCUAACCAGGGGUCUGAUAUCAUUUGGUUUUAUACCACCUUCCCGAAGGACUACAAUGCCUUUUACGUUCUCUCCCUAUGCGUUUGUGCUUUGAUAGUUCCCCUAUUUAGCCAAAGGAGUAUUCAUUCAAUGUCUGAUGUUCUUUAUGUUCACUAGCAUUACCUCUGACUGUAGAUCCCAGCUCUUUGACAGUGGAAUCAUGUUCUCUGUAGUAAACCGAUACAUUGAUUUUUGACAAGGUUGAGAGUUCGCUAUGAGCUGUUGGGAGAGGGGCACCAGAGGACCUCUAAUAUCAAAUUGUAUUUGUCACAUGCGCCGAACACAACAGGUGAAAUGCUUACUUACAAGCCCUUAACCAACAAUGCCGUUUUAAAGAAAAAAUAAGAGUUAAGAAAAUAUUUACUAAAUAAACGAGCAACAAUAAAAUAAUAACGGGGCUACAUACAGGGGGGUACAGAGUCAAUGUGCGGGGGUACAGAUUAGUCGAGGUAAUAUGUACAGUACCAGUCAAAAAUUUGGACACCUACUCAUUCAAGGGUUUUUCUUUAUUUUUAGUAUUUUCUACAUUGUAGAAUAAUAGUGAAGACAUCAACUAUGAAAUAACAUGCAUGGAAUCAUGUAGUAACCAAAAAAGUGUUAAACAAAUCUAAAUAUAUUUUAGAUUCUUCAAAGUAGCCACCCUUUGCCUUGAUGACAGCUUUGCACACUCUUGGCAUUCUCUCAACCAGCUUCACCUGGAAUGCUUUUCCAAAUGUCUUGAAGCAGUUCCCACAUAUGCUGAGCACUUGUUGGCUGCUUUUCCUUCACUCUGUGGUCCAACUCAUCCCAAACCAUCUCAAUUGGGUUGAGGUCGGGUGAUUAUGGAGGCCAGGUCAUCUGAUGCAGCACUCCAUCACUCUCCUUCUUGGUCAAAUAGCCCUUACACAGCCUGGAGGUGUGUUUUGGGUCAUUGUCCUGUUGAAAAACAAAAGGGAGUUCCACUAAGCGCAAACCAGAUGGGAUGGUGUAUCGCUGCAGAAUGCGGUGGUAGCCAUGCUGGUUAAGUGUGCCUUGAAUUCUGAAUAAAUCAGACGGUGUCACCAGGAAAGCACCAUCACACCUCCCCCUCCAUGCUUCACGGUGGGAACCACAGAUGCAGAGAUCAUCCGUUAACCUACCCUGCGUCUCUCAAAGACACGGUGGUUGGAACCAAAAAUCGCAAAUUUGGACUCCUCAGACCAAAGGACAGAUUUCCACUGGUCUAAUGUCCAUUGCGCGUGUUUCUUGGGCCAAGCAAGUCUCUUCUUCUUAUUGGUGUCCUUUAGUAGUGGUUUCUUUAAAGCAAUUUGACCAUGAAGGCCUGAUUCACGCAGGUUCCUCUGAACAGUUGAUUUUGAGAUGUCUGUUACUUGAACUCUGUGAAGCAUUUAUUUGGGCUGCAAUUUCUGAGGCUGGUAUUUCUAAUGAACUUAUCCUCUGCAGCAGAGUUAACUCUGGGUCUUCCUUUCCUGUGGCGGUCCUCAUGAGAGCCAGUUUCAUCAUAGCGCUUGAUGGUUUUUGCGACUGCACCCAGACUAUUUGCAUUGCCCCCCCCCCCCCCCCCCCCCCAUCCCCUUUUAUGCUGCUGCUACUCUGUUUAUUAUUUAUGCAUAGUCACUUUAACUCUACCCACGUGUACAUAUUACCUCAAUUACUUAGACUAACCGGUACCCCCUGUAUAAAGCCUCCCUACUGUUAUUUUAUUUUACUGCUGCGCUUUCAUUAUUUGCUCUUUUGAAUUUUUUACUUACCACUUUUUUUAUUUUAUUUUUAACUGCAUUGUUGGUUAAGGGCUUGUAAGGAAGUUUUCACUGUAAUGUCUACACCUGUUGUAUUCGGCGCAUGUGGCAAAUACAAUUUGAUUUGAAGAAACGUUCAAAGUUCUUCAUUUUCCGUAUUGACUGACACUUUUUUGCUUACUACAUGAUUCCAUGUGUUAUUUCAUAGUUUUGGUGUCUUCACUAUUAUUCUACAAUGUAGAAAAUAGUAAAAAAAAAAAAAAAACUGGAAUAAGUAGGUGUCCAAACUUUUGACUGGUACUGUGGAUGGGGGCGUGCUCUUCCCUCUUUCUCUUGUAGUCCUUGGUCCUAGGCCAGUGGUUUAGGUACAGUUGAAGUCAGAAGUUUACAUACACUUAGGUUGGAGUCAUUAAAACUUGUUUUUCAACCACUCCACAAAUUUCUUGUUAACAAACUAUAGUUUUGGCAAGUCGGUUAGGACAUCUACUUGCAUGACACAAGGUAUUUUUCCAACAAUUAUUUACAGACAGAUUAUUUCACUUAUAAUUCACUGUAUCACAAUUCCAGUGGGUCAGAAGUUUACAUACACUAAGUUGACUGUGCCUUUCAACAGCUUGGAAAAUUCCAGAAAAUGAUGUCAUGGCUUUAGAAGCUUCUGAUAGGCUAAUUGACAUCUUUUGAGUCAAUUGGAGGUGUACCUGUGGAUGUAUUUCAAGGCCUACUUUCAAACUCAGUGCCUCUUUGCUUGACCUCAUGGGAAAAUGAAAAGAAAUCAGCCAAGACCCCAGAAAAAAAAUGGUAGACCUCCACAAGUCUGGUUCAUCCUUGGGAGCAAUUUCCAAAUGCCUGAAGGUACCACGUUCAUCUGUACAAACAAUAGUACGCAAGUAUAAACCCAAUGGAACCACGCAGCCGUCAUACCGCUCAGGAAGGAGACGCGUUCUGUCUCCUAGAGAUUAACGUACUUUGGUGUGAAAAGUGCAAAUCAAUUCCAGAACAACAGCAAAGGGCCUUGUGAUGAUGCUGGAGGAAACCGGUACAAAAGUAUCUAUAUCCACAGUAAAACGAGUCCUAUAUCGACAUAACCUGAAAGGCCGCUCAGCAAGGAAGAAGCCACUGCUCCAAAACCGCCAUAAAAAAGCCAGACUACGGUUUGCAGCUGCACAUGGGGACAAAUAUCGUAAUUUUUUGAGAAAUGUCCUCUGGUCUGAUGAAACAAAAAUAGAACUGUUUGGCCAUAAUGACCAUUGUUAUGUUUGGAGGAAAAAGGGGGCAGCUUGCAAGCCAAAGAACACCAUCCCAACCGUGAAGCACGGGGGUGGCAGCAUCAUGCUGUUGGGGUGCUUUGCUGCAGGAGGGACUGGUGCACUUCACAAAAUAGAUGGCAUCAUGAGGAAGGAAAAUUGUGAAAUAUAUUGAAGCAACAUCUCAAUACAUCAGUCAGGAAGUUAAAGCUUGGUCGCAAAUCAAUGACCCCAAGCAUAUUUCCAAAGUUGUGGCAAAAUGGCUUAAGGACAACAAAGUCAAGGUAUUGGAGUGGCCAUCACAAAGCCCUGACCUCAAUCCUAUAGAAAAUGUGAGGGCAAAAGGUGUGGGCAGAACUGAAAAAGCGUGUGCGAGCAAGGAGGCCUACAAACCUGACUCGGUUACACCAGCUCUGUCAGGAGGAAUAAGCCAAAAUUCACCCAACUUAUUGUGGGAAGCUUGUGGAAGGCUACCUGAAACGUUUGACCCAAGUUAAACAAUUUAAAGGCAAUGCUACCAAAUACUAAUUGAGUGUAUGUAAACGUCUGACCCACUGGGAGUGUGAUGAAAGAAAUAAAAGCUGAAAUAAAUCAUUCUCUCUACUAUUAUUCUGACAUUUCACAUUCUUAAAAUAAAGUGGUGAUCCUAACUGACCUAAGACAGGGAAUUUAUACCAGGAUGAAAUGUCAAAUUGUGAAGCUGAGUUUAAAUGUAUUUGGCUAAGGUGUAUGUAUACUUCCGACUUCAACUGUAUUAGUGAAAGCAUGUAUUAAGUUACAAAUAUUCUUAAGUCCUGGCUUGAACCAAUGACUGUUCUUAACAAUUCUGCUACCAUGACACUUGUUACAAGUUCAGUUACUAAGUCUGCUCAAUGUAGAUAAAAGUUUAUGAACUGGACCUAGAGCCUUGCACGACAUUAAUUUUAAGCCCUACCCAUGCUCGUGAAGUACAGACCCUACCUAGGCCCGAUUGCUUCUGCCAAAUUCAUGGCUCGGUCCUGCCCAAAAUCAGAAAUAACUUCCAUUAGCUGCUCGUCUGUCCCGCGCUGCAUGCACUCCGUGCCUGGCUCUGCUUGUGAGUAUCCAUAGCAACGCCUCUGCUUGCUGUUCUGCUUGGUGACGAGACUGAGCGCAGUUAACUGUGAACCAGCUACUUUUCAUCACUAAACUCAAGGAACAUUAUUUUCGGUAAAAUAAUCUAUCCUCUGGAGUCGGACAAUGUUCUGGUCUUAUUUAAAGAGGUUGAAGCACUUCUGACACCAUGAUAUGUACUGCGCAGCAGAGCACAAGCAAAUGGCUCAGCUUCAAAAUGUUAAUGAUCAAUUUAGUGAUACCCGAGCACUAGCUGUACCCUAGUUAUUGAUGAAAAAACAAGCCCUAACCCACUGUAUAAUGUUGGGACCUAUCGGGGUCGGUAGUAGAGCUCUAACUGGACCUUAGAAGCCCCAUGGACUUGUUAUACAGGGGUUUUCAGUGAUUUACCUUUGUCUUUCCUAUUUGCUAUCCCCUACGUGACUUACCAAUGCAUUGGGCAACAAAACAAAUAUGUAUUUCAUUCAAGCUUGGCAUUGUUUUUCUAUAAAAAAUGAAUAAACUGUAGUUUUUACACCAUUUUACCCUCAAUGGGCUCGGGAGAGGUGACGGUCGAGACACGCGUCCUCUGAAACAUAACCGCCUAGCUGCCUACUUCUAAGACACUGCUCACUUUACCCGGAAGUCAGCGGAGGGCUCCGUAUAGCUCCGCAUUGACAUGAUUGAUUGACGGUAGGUGGGGGCAGGAUGUCCUGUAUAAACACAAACUCACCUCCUUGACAACUUCCUUCUCAACAGCUCUGCUCUGCUACACGAAACGCAAGAAGUAUAAAUGCCCUGACAUCUGCAGAGGCCCUAUCACCGACAUCAGAUUGACCCAUGCAUCACCUUUUAGACCUUGGCAGUGUUUUUCAAUCAAUUUAAAUGUGUUUUGAAUGUUUCCUACAGGCAGCUAUGUGAAAUCCUGAAUGUGCAGUCUCCCCACCAUUCCAACGGGCCGGUCAACGGGCAUGCCAAACUUCAGAUGGAGGGGGACUUCAUCGUCAUCAGUGACAGUGACGAGGACACUCCUAAAAGCCCCAAAUCAAAGGCCAAUGGGUUAGUCUGUAAGCCAAGCAAUUCAAGGCUGCAUCUGAAAUUGCAUCCUAAUCCCUAUGGUCAAAAGUAGUGCACUUUAUAGGGACUAGGUGCCAUUGCGGAUGCACACAGUCUUUGUCCCUGUCCAUUUUCCUUGUUAGCAUGGAUUCAAACCUUUUUGUUUAUUUUUCCCUUGUCAUGUCUAAAGCAAGAAAAAGAAAUCUGUCAAUCCGUCUGUGUUCAAGUACAAAGUACGACCCAUCAAGGAAGGCAGUGAGCCCAUAUUCGCCAAGGCUGGUCAGAUGAGGUGAGACUAACCUACUGACUAACAAUGUUCUGUUAGCUUGUAUUGUUCUUAUUCGACAGUUAAUCCCCUCUGACUUUUUAAAUGUAACCACUAACCGUUUUUCCAUCUCUCGCUCCCUUAUUUUAGCCGUAAGAAGAACACGUUUUCACGGGACAGACUAAAGCUGCUGCUCAAACAGCACUGUGAACCACAGAAUGGAGUCGUCAUGAUCAAGGUAUUAUGAUUUAACUCUAAAGUAUUAUAAAAUAUGUCAGUUGGUGUCUAGUAGGUACGUUGGGGGUAGUAUAGUAGGUACGUUGGGGGUAGUAUAGUAGGUACGUUGGGGGUAGUAUAGUAGGUACGUUGGGGGUAGUAUAGUCGGUACGUUGGGGGUAGUCCCGUGUAGCUCAGUUGGUAGAGCAUGGCGCUUGCAACGCCAGGGUUGUGGGUUCGAUUCCCACGGGGGGCCAGUAUGAAAAAUGUAUGCACUCACUAACUGUAAGUCGCUCUGGAUAUGAGCGUCUGCUAAAUGACUAAAAUGUAAAAAAUAUUUUUUUAUUUAUUUAAGCAGGUAAGCCAGUUGAGAACAAGUUCUCAUUUACAACUGCGAAUGUGUCUGUUCCUUUUUAAGCAAAAACUAUAAGGAUCUUGUGGUCAUUUGAAUUAAGUAGGGCUGUCCCCGACCUAAAGAAAAGCUUGGUCGUCUGUUCUUUCGACCAAUGGAUUUGUAUAACAAAAUUCAACGUGUCUUUUUCCAUAUAUAGUACCCUAUGUGUUGUAAUAAAAUCUACUAUAUGCAUUAAGCUUAUCUGAUGCUUGAAGCUUACUGUUCGAUGAAAUAACACACAAAUGACUCGAGGGAGCCAGAGAUCUAGAUAACCAGAAGAAGAAAAAAAUUUAUCCUGACCCAACCAUUUUCCUCCUGCUGGCUUUCGCAGUGCCAUUACUCUCCUGAAGUUACUGGUAAUAGGGUACACGAGGAGUCUGCAACCUUUCUCAUGUGGAAUGUCAAUUUAUCUUGCCAUUUCUCCCAAUCUGCGUGCCAGUUAUGGUUUUCAUAUAAACAUUUUCGUGGAACAGUUUAAUUGAAUUUAUAAUAAGUCUUCAUAUCUCAAUCAUUGUCAUGUGAUUUAAUACAAAUUAUAUCUAAAUGAAAAUGAUACUUUUUAGGUUUGUAACUUCUAUUGCCAUUGCCAACUAUGUAAAAAUAGCCUGCAUAAAGCCAACAAAUAAAAACCAUGCAGCCUGCAUGUAGAAGAAAAAAAUAAUAUAUACAUAUACAGUGAGGGGAAAAAGUAUUUGAUCCCCUGCUGAUUUUGUACGUUUGCCCACUGACAAAGAAAUGAUCAGUCUAUCAUUUUAAUGGUAGGUUUAUUUGAACAGUGAGAGACAGAAUAACAACAAAAUAAUCCAGAAAAACGCAUGUUAGAAAUGUUAUAAAUUGAUUUGCAUUUUAAUGAGGGAAAUAAGUAUUUGACCCCCACCUCAAUCAGAAAGAUUUCUGGCUCCCAGGUGUCUUUUAUACAGGCAACGAGCUGAGAUUAGGAGCACACUCUUAAAGGGAAUGCUCCUAAUCUCAGUUUGUUACCUGUAUAAAAGACACCUGUCCACAGAAGCAAUCAAUCAAUCAGAUUCCAAACUCUCCACCAUGGCCAAGACCAAAGAGCUCUCCAAGGAUGUCAGGGACAAGAUUGUAGACCUACACAAGGCUGGAAUGGGCUACAAGACCAUCGCCAAGCAGCUUGGUGAGAAGGUGACAACAGUUGGUGCGAUUAUUCGCAAAUGGAAGAAACACAAAAGAACUGUCAAUCUCCCUCGGCCUGGGGCUCCAUGCAAGAUCUCACCUCGUGGAGUUGCAAUGAUCAUGAGAACGGUGAGGAAUCAGCCCAUAACUACACAGGAGGAUCUUGUCAAUGAUCUCAAGGCAGCUGGGACCAUAGUCACCAAGAAAACAAUUGGUAACACACUACGCCGUGAAGGACUGAAAUCCUGCAGUGCCCGCAAGGUCCCCCAGCUCAAGAAAGCACAUAUACAGGCCCGUCUGAAGUUUGCCAAUGAACUUCUGAAUGAUUCAGAGGAGAACUGGGUGAAAGUGUUGUGGUCAGAUGAGACCAAAAUCGAGCUCUUUGGCAUCAACUCAACUCGCCGUGUUUGGAGGAGGAGGAAUGCUGCCUAUGACCCCAAGAACACCAUCCCCACCGUCAAACAUGGAGGUGGAAACAUUAUGCUUUGGGGGUGUUUUUCUGCUAAGGGGACAGGACAACUUCGCCGCAUCAAAGGGACGAUGGACGGGGCCAUGUACUGUCAAAUCUUGGGUGAGAACCUCCUUCCCUCAGCCAGGGCAUUGAAAAUGGGUCAUGGAUGGGUAUUCCAGCAUGACAAUGACCCAAAACACACGGCCAAGGCAACAAAGGAGUGGCUCAAGAAGAAGCACAUUAAGGUCCUGGAGUGGCCUAGCCAGUCUCCAGACCUUAAUCCCAUAGAAAAUCUGGAGGGAGCUGAAGGUUCGAGUUGCCAAACGUCAGCCUUGAACCCUUAAUGACUUGGAGAAGUUCUGCAAAGAGGAGUGGAACAAAAUCCCUCCUGAGAUGUGUGCAAACCUGGUGGCCAACUACAAGAAACGUUUGACCUCUGUGAUUGCCAACAAGGGUUUUGCCACCAAGUACUAAGUCAUGUUUUGCAGAGGGGUCAAAUACCUAUUUCCCUCAUUAAAAUGCAAAUCAAUUUAUAACAUUUUUGACAUGUUUUUUCUGGAUUUUUUUUGUUUUUCUAUCUCUCACUGUUCAAAUAAACCUACCAUUUAAAAUUAUAGACUGAUUAUGUCUUUGUCAGUGGGCAAACGUACAAAAUCAGCAGGGGAUCAAAUACUUUUUUCCCUCAUUGUAAUCCUAUAAAUCACAUUGGCUACGCAUGGCCUCUGCAACUAUUGUUAACUUGGGUCCGGCCUAAAGCUUGUGCUAGGGAACUUGCAACAUUGUAUAAAAUAUUCUGGGCCCUCAGUUUCCAGCGCCAAUGAGCUUGGGACAGACACAGCUGUAGGCUAUUUGCGCGAGGGAUAAGAAGCAGCGCUUGACUUGGACAGGAGCUCACCAGAGCAAUUCCUCAUCAAUCUACACAUAAUACCCAUAAUUACAAAGCGAAAUGUUUCUAGAAAUGUUUGCCAAUUUAUUAAAAAUGUUUAACAUACCUUUAUUUACAUAAGUAUUCAGCCCCUUUGCUAUGAGACUCAGUUGAGCUCAGGUGCAUCCUGUUUCCAAUGAUCAUCCUUGAGAUGUUUUUACAACUUAAUUGGAGUCCACCUGUGGUAAGUUCAAUUGAUUGGACAUGAUUUGGAAAGGCAUCCACCUGUCUAGAUAAAGUCCCACAGUUGAACGUGCAUGUCAGAGCAAAAACCAAGCCAUGAGGUCGAAGGAAUUGUCUUUAGAUCUAUGAGACAGGGUUGUGUCGAGGUAUAGAUCUGGGGAAGGGUACCAAAAAAUGUCUGCAGCAUUGAAGGUCCCCAAGAACACCGUGGCCUCCGUCAUUCUUAAAUUGAAAAGUUUGGAACCACAAAGACUCUUCCUAGAGCUGACCGCCCAGCCAAACUGAGCAAUCGGGGGAGAAGGGCCUUGGUCAAGGAGGUGACCAAGAACCCGAUGGUCACUCUGACAGAGCUCUAGAGUUUCUCUGUGGAGAUGGUUGUCCUUCUGGAAGAUUCUCCCAUCUCUGCAUCACUCCACAAAUCAGGCCUUUAUGGUUGAGUGGCCAGACGGAAGCCACUCCUCAGUAAAAGGCGCAUGACAGCCCGCUUGGAGUUUGCCAAAAGGCACCUAAAGGACUCUCAGACCAUGAGAAACAAGAAUCUCUGGUUUGAUGAAACCAAGGUUGAACUCUUUGGCCUGAAUGCCAAGUGUCAUGUCUGGAGGAAACCUGGCACCAUCCCUACGAUGAAGCAUGGUGGUGGCAGCAUCAUGCUGUAGGGAUGUUUUUCAGUGGCAGGGACUGGGAGACUAGUCAGGAUCGAGGGGAAAGAUGAAUGGAGAUAAGUACAGAGAGAUCCUUGAUGAAAACCUGCUCCAGAGCACUCAGGACAGGACAACGACUCUAAGCACACAGCCAAAACAACACAGGAGUGGCUUCGGGACAACUCUCUGAAUGACCCUGAGUGGCCCAGCCAGAGCCCGGACUUGAACCUGAUCGAACAUUUCUGGAGAGACCUAAAAAUAGCUGUGCAGCGACGCUCCCCAUCCAUCCUGACAGAGCUUGAGAGGAUCUGCUGAGAAGAAUGGGAGAAACUUCCCAAAUUCAUGUGUGCCAAGGUUGUAGCAUCAUACCCAAGAAGACUCGAGGCUGUAAUCGUUGCCAAAGGUGCUUCAACAAAGUACUGAUUAAAGAGUCUGAAUACUUAUGUAAAUGUGAUAUUUCAGUUUUUCUUUUUAAAUAAUUUAGCAAAAAUGUAUAACCUGUUUUAGCUUUGUCAUUAUGGGUUGUUGUGUGUAGAUUGAGGGGGGGGGGGGGGGACUAUUGAAUCAGUUUUAGAGUAAGGCUGUAACGUAACAAGGUGGAAAAAAUCAAGGUGUCUGAAUACUUUCCGAAUACACUGUGUGUGUGUGUGCUACUGCUCGACUAAAAAAAUCUUGGUCGACCAAACAAUCGACAAGUCCACUCAUUUGAGUCAGCACUACAAUCAAGCAACUGUCAUUUUGCGCUAGUGUUGUUGCUAACUGUUUCUUGUUUGUUUCAUGGUUAGGCAUCAACUGUUGCUAAGUACAAGUUGGCAGAACAGCACUUCUCCCAGUUCUUCCCUGACCAGCCGCCUGUGUUUGUCUUCAGUCCUCCUCCUAAAGGGCAGGGCAGGCCCCAGAAUGAUUCUUCUCCUCGAGAGGUGAGGAUUGGCAAUGUAUGUGUCCCAAAUGGCCCUACAGGCCCGGGGCAAGUCGUGCACUAUAUACGGAAUAGGGUGCCAUUUGGGGUUCAUCCCAUAUGUACAGCCUUUAUGAUUACUCAGCGAAGAUGUUAUUAUAACAAUGUAAUAACCAUCUUAUUACAUUGUAAUAAUAACUUGUUGGACUUCCACCAUGAAUUUGGUCAGUACGACUUGUAAAGACCACUGAAAUGUAAAGCAUCUCGAGACAAUUGCAUUUUGAUUAUUUUCUUUAGUUGGGGCACAAUUUAUUGAAGGCAGCAGAGGAAAAGCUUCGUCUGAUACAGCAGAAACAGGAGAUGAUGGCUACGGGUGAGUCCAGUGGAUUAGUUGGAUAUUAGUAGAUAAUUGUUAGCAUGUUAGUUGGCAUCUAAGUGCAAAAAGUAGUGCGCUGUUAGCAUGUAAGUGCUAGCGAGACUGCCAAGAGAUGUACGAAUGAUCCCAAGGUUUGGCUGCCAUAUAUAUAUAUAUAUCCAUCCAUCCAUCCAUCCAUCCAUCCAGAAUGGUGACUUUCACAACAUUAAAACAAUGAUGCGUUUUGUUAUUAUAACAAAAAACCAUAUGUUCAGCACAUGGAAAGGCCAAUCAGGAGAGGGAAGAUGACCUGGGGGCCAAAAAGAAAGAAAAGGAGGACAGAGAAAAGAAGAGGGAAGAGAUGAAGAUGUUGUUUGAAGAAGAGAAGCAGAGGAGGAAAGAAGAGAAGGAACGCAUGAAAGUGGAAAAGGAAAAAGUAAGCUGAUAUGAUUAACAUUAUUUUUGAUCCAUGUCACAGUUUAAUUUACAUUUGUUCACCAGACAACGUCUCAAAUCACUUGAUAUAGAUUAUACUGUAUGUAUCGUUAUGCUGUAUUGUAGGAGAGGGAGAAGCUUAAGGAGGAGAAGAGGAAAUAUGCAGAGCGACUAAAGAUCUGGAGCAAACCCAGAGAAGACAUGGAGUGUGAGGACCUGAAGGUAAGCAGCCCCAAAACCUCCUUAGCUAGUCUUUGUUUGGUUUCAUCCUCCGUAGUUGAAACGCUUAUAUUUUCUAUUUGGUACAAGAAAGUUGGUGCUGUAUAGGCAACUUCUAUGUUCGAUAUGAGUUGGCUAUACAGCACAAACACAUCUGGGACCUUGCUAGCUUUUUGUGGUUAAGGACAAAGGUUGUGAAACAUUGUCCUAAAUGGUAUCUCUAAGUUGGUAAAUAAAGUUAGCAUGUUUAGGCCUCUGACUCUCCUCUAUGGAAUCAUGUCCAGGAUCUCCCAGCCCCCAUCCUGGUGAAGACCCGUCUGCCUGCAGAGCUGUUUGGAGAUGCUCUCAUGGUGCUGGAGUUCCUCAAAGCCUUCGGAGAGCUCUUUGACCUCAAGGACGAGUUCCCAGAAGGCCUCACACUCGGUGAGAAACACUGGCAAAACAAUGUAUUUUUACAAUCACUCUUCUACAACUUUAGGUUUAUCACCCAUGUUUGAUAUUUGAAUGUAGUUCAUUGUGUGAAAGUACGCUGGUACAGUGACAGUCUGGUUUAGUGUUUGUGUCAGGAGUUUUCUGACUGUGGGGCCUUGUCUGUGUGUUCCAGAUGUGCUGGAGGAGGCCCUGGUGGGUUCGGACCCUGAGGGGCCGCUUUGUGAGCUGCUCUUCUUCUUUCUGUCGGCCAUCUUCCAGGCCCUAGCUGAGGAGCAGGAGGAGGUGGCCCGCGACCAGGUGGCUGAGACUGACGCCAAAGGUAGGGACAGAAACGGGCCUCGACAACGCUUGUUUACUGUCAACACCCUGUUUAGUCUACUUAACCCAUCGUGGUUGGUCACCAAAUAUACUUUGGCAGUGAGCAAUGCAACGUUAUCAAUGGCGACAUUUCAUCCAGGCUGUAGGAUUGACUAAUGACAAGAUUUAGCAUAUGGCGAAAUAUCGUAGUUUUGUCAGUGUGUGUAAAUCUUCCUUGUUGUCAGAUUUGAGUGAGGCCCUGGACGAUGAUGCCGACCCCACCCAGUCUGCCAUCAGUGCUGUGGCUUCUCUGGCUGCUGCCUGGCCUCAGCUCCACCAAGGUGAGAGAAGGACUACAACCUUUUAAUAUAGUCGAUGUUCAUAUACAACUACUCGCACAUUUGUUAAUUUUGUACUGCGAGCCUGACUCUUCAAUGCAUGUCUCUGUAGGCUGCAGUCUGAAGCAGUUGGACCUGGACAGCUGUACUCUGUCAGAGAUCCUGAGGCUGCACAUCCUGGCAUCGGGGCCUGACUGCAACUCUGCCAACGCCAAGUUCCGCUACCAGAAACGUGGAGGAUUCGGCUCUACAGACGACCCCUGUGUUGAGCUGAGACUGGCCAACCCUGCGCUGCUCAAGAGGCUGUCCUGCACUGCUGUCUACGACCUGCUGCCAGGUGAGACUGAGAGGCACACACACAGCCUCUUCAGGUUGUUGCCUAACAAAAGAAGCAGAACUGAAGAAGCUAUCCCUUUUCCUUUCUUUCUGAGCCCCCAAGUGUUGGGAUAUAGCCUACUAGUAAAGUUAUCAGGCCCGCCAAUCAGACAACCAGUAAUAUGGGUCAUAUCUUGUGAACUGUUUUGGUCUAGAAACACACCGUUUCCGCUGUAGUAAUGGUACAACCACAACGCUAAGGAAUAUGCACACUUUGUUUUAUUUCUCUAGGGCUCUUGGAAACAACGGUAGAGCGACGCUUAAUCAUUACAACAUAUCUGGAAUUUAUUUCUUUUUUCUAGGCACACUGGUGCUACCAAAUUAAAAUUCCAGUUCUCACUGCAAAAUAUUUAGCUGCAAAUGCAACCAAAAUUGUCACACUUUAGAGCCAUGCUUGGGAAUAAGUAACGUUUAUUGAAUUGAGUGUAAUUUGUCUGGUGUUCUGUCCCAGGUGAGAAGCUGAAGAUCCUCCAUGCGUUGUGUGGGAAGCUGCUGACUCUAGUGUCUACCAGGGACUUCAUAGAGGACAGCGCUGAUGAGCAGAGACAGGCCAAGCAGGAGCUCAGGGAACUGAAGGCUGAGCAGCACCGCAGAGAGAGGGAAGAGGCUGCCAUCAGAGUUCGCAAGAGGAAGGAGGAGAAGUUGAAGGAACAGGAGAUGAAAUUGAAAGAGCUGAAAGAGAAACAUGAAAAGCUGAUGGAAGAGGAAGGAAGAAAUGGUGACAUGAAGACUGAAGAGAUGAACACCAGCACUGAGAGCCUGAAGGACGAACAUCAGACCGAAGACGAGGAGGAGCAGACGACCAACAAGAGUAGGAAGGGUAAAUAACGCCUUCAGUCCUCUUAGCCUAUCUUGGCAUACUGCUAGCAAUCAUAGAAAGCUUUCACAUAGUGUGACUCAAUCAAUUGUAGCGCAGAACAAUAGAAUGCACAUUUUGGAAUGAAAAUGUUCUAUAUUCUAUAGUCCAGUUCUAUGUGCAUUGUAAAAUAUAUCCCCCUCUGGUUAGUCCCAUAUUGCCAUUCUAACGCAAUCGUUUGAUUUCACCCUUAGAGAACGGCAGCAAUCCCAAGGAGAAGCAGCCUAAAGAGGAGGUGAGCCCAGGCCUGACCCCAGAGGAGCUCCCUGAGCAGCAGCCGAGGGAGAAGGAUCUCCAGGAGCGCAUCCAGAAGGCUGCAGCCUGCACUUAUAUCCUCCCCCUAGGGCGCGACCGCCUCUACCGCCGCUACUGGCUCUUCCCCUCCACACCUGCCCUCUUCGUGGAGGACGACUACUUCGGCCUGACGGAGGACAUGCUGGAACCCCAGGAGCCAGCCAAAGCUGAGGAGAUGGAGGUGUCUCGGAACGAGGCCGGAGAACCAGAGGACCUCUCCCAGACAAGCCCCGUCUCCAAACCCAUCCUCCCAGCCCCCGUCCAGAGCAGCUCUGCUCCCCCAGUGAACCGUCCUAACCAGUGGGCCUUCUACAGCAGUCCCCAGGAGGUGGAGGCACUGAUCGAGGCCCUAAACCCGCGGGGUCACAGGGAGAGCAGCCUGAAGGAGGUCCUGGUGCAGGAGAAGGAACGUAUCGCACAGCUCCUCGGUACAGCAGCCGCUGACCGCUACCACCACACAGGUACUGACUACUGCAGUCUACCAGACUGUAGAGGAGAGGCCUCUGGCUAGACUAGAGCAACCUGAUCCAAAUGGCAAAUCAAUCCAAUGUAUUUAUAAAUCCCUUUUUUAAAUCAACAAUUGUCAUCGAGUCCACUGGUUGGUUUGUCUCACUGCACUUCAGCUGACAAUUGCUUCAGGAGUGAAUGAUUGACUGCGUGAGUGGAAUAUCCUGAAAUACUGGACGUUUGGGAUAUUCACUGUUUUGCCUGUCUUUCUUUCCCUCCAGAUAUUAAAGCAGAGGCUGGUGGUAACAAAGCUGUCUCAGCCAAGUCCAAGGCUGCCCCUGCUCCUCUCCCAGAGGGCACAGCGGCUCCUGCUGAGGACUUCAUGGGCAAUAGGCUGAGAGACCUGCUGCUAGAUAUAGAGGACCGCAUCUACCAGGGUACACUGGGACAAGUCAAGGUACACUGGCUUUGAUUGGUCAAUAGCGCUUUCUGAUUUAAUAUUGUUUUAUUUCACAUGGUAAUAACGUUGAGAUGCAACCGCAUUACAUUGACAUUUUAGUCAUUUAGCAUACUAUCUUAUCCAGAGCGACUUAAGUUAGUGCAAAUCAGUUCUUUUUUAAAGUAAUGAUUAGGUAUUUACACUUCGGUAAGAUGAGGAAUGAGCUGGUAUGCGGAAGUGCUGUAUGUUGUUGAGUUAUGAAUUGCAUCUGAAUGCAUAAAAAGUGAGAACAUUGGUAAUUAUUGUCUGACGUCUUGUAUCGUAGGUGAUGGAGAGGAGUGCAUGGAGGAAAGCACUUGAGGAAGGCCACUAUGAACUACUGAGCCCUGAGCUGAAGGAGAAUGGUGUCACUAAAGGAGAGAACUGUGAUGUGGAGAACAUGGAAAUGAAUGAUAACAACUUGAAAAAAGAAAGGUAAGUACUGUAAAUGCACAGCAUCAUAGUACUGUCUGUCAUAUAUGCACCGAGGUUAGCUAGCUAUAAUGAAUAUGGUUUAGGGGUGUAAACAUGAAAACGAAGUUGGGAUCCUUAACGUUAAGAAAAAUCCCUAACCGAAAAAAGAAAUAAAAUCCCCCCCACAUAAUUAAAAUCAGUGCCGUUAUCACAAAACAUAAUGUUCUGUGUUAUAGCCUAACUAGACUAUAUGGCUAUAAAGGCCUGGGGAAAGUUGGGUAAUUUAAGGAGAACCAGAGGAAGAGGAACUUAAAGCUACAUGGUGAAUUUGCGAGGCAUGCAAGACAAUUAAGAAAUUGCGAGAUGUUGAUUACCAAGACCGCCCCUCUCUCUCCUUCGAGCUGCCCUGCCUGCUUUUUAAUCUUUGCUACUGACAGGAGUGUUCAGUCUUUGGUCUGUUGCAUGUAGAAUAUUCUAGCUUAGGGUAUUUAUGGGACCGAGAUACAGAGGUACAGUAUCUUCGGGCCAGUCUUGCAAGCACGGGGUAGGCUAUUCUUCGUUGCUGAGUGGGUGGGAGUGUGUUUGUCUUAUAUGAAAUUACAGUAGGCUACCGGUGUAGUCUGUAUCGAUUAGGCCUACCCUUUUCAGAUAUAAAGAUAUGUGGCCCUUUGAAAGCGCUAUGGCUUGUCUGUUAGGCUAGGCUACACUAAGGCUUUUUAAACACUGACACGAAACCUUCUCUGGCGAUAUGGGCGGUAUUUUACUUGUCUGUAAAGUAAUGCUGCUUCUGAAGCGGGACUGACUUCCAUCACUAGGCGACCAGAAUUGUAAAUUCUAGCCAGCCUGCUGCCCUCCGCGCAGACCACUCUUCCGUUUAAAAAAGUACUUUAAAGUUUGUUAAAUGUCGCGACUUACCGAGACAUUUAGUAGAAAGAAAGCACAUCUAGCUACCAUACCAUAAAUUAAAAUAAACACAGCAGGACAUCAAUCAGCAACACUUAUUGUUGUCAGGGAAACAAUAGAACAUUUAUAUGCUGGCACUGUCUGAAAAGGUACCAAAAAAAAAAGUCUGAAAUGUUAUCAGUUGUUGAUGUGUUACUGUAGCUGCGUUCUAUAUCUUUUUAAGGGUUGCGGUAGAUAUAACUUCAUUGCCCGGCCCUAGCGGUCAUACAUACGCAAUUGGACCAUUAAAGACUCUGCAUGGUCAGUCUGACAUCUGCAGUGGCCGUACAGCAUUUACUGUGAUACAGUCUCUGCAGAAGUCAGGGCAUUCAUCAUUCUUGCACUUCGCAGAGCUGUUGUGAGGAAGUUGUCAAGGAAGUGAGUUUGUUAUACAGGACCUCCCGCCCCCACCUACUGUCAACCAAUCAUGACAAUGCGGCGCUAUAUGGAGCCCUCCGCAUUGUUAUAACAUUUGUGAGGCGCAUGGUGAUGCAGUACGGAGCUCGAUUUGGCCUCUGCAGGCUCCACAAUUGUCACACCUUCCGUACGGAGCCUCAGAUCGCAUUGCGGGAGCAAGCAGAAUUCUAUGAUUUUUUCCCUUAUCGUUUUAACGGAGAACCAAUUUUUAAAUGGCAGUUUAAACGUUAACAUUUUUCCAUUUGUCACAUCCCUAAUAUGGUUACAUUGAGAUUAAUUAUGGUUACGUCUGAGAAAAAGCCAUAGCCACCAAAUAUUUUUAUUCCCAAUGUAUCUUUAUUGACUCUCCGGGGUGAGACUGCACAGGAUCAGUAAAAAGCAUGCAUCUUUUUUUAAUUUUUUAUGUUGUGCAGGUUACAGGUUUCACUGGUCAUGUUACAGGAGCUGAAGGGGGAGACCAAGAGGUUAGCUAGAUAUUCACUAUCAGUCAAAAGUUUGGACACACCUACUUAUUCAUAGGUUUUUCUUUAUUUUACUAUUUUUUUAUGUUGUAGAAUAAUAGUGAAGACAUCAAAACUAUGAAAUAACACAUAUGGAAUCAUGUAGUAACCAAAAAAGUGUUAAACAAAUCAAAAUAUUUUAUAUUUUUUAAUAAAAUAUAUUAUUUUAUAUGAUUCUUCAAAUAGCCACCCUUUGCCUUGAUGACAGCUUUGCACAUUCUUGGCAUUCUCUCAACCAGCUUCAUGAGGUAGUCACCUGGAAUGCAUUUCAAUUAACAGGUGUGCCUUGUUAAAAGUUAAUUUGUGGAAUUUCUUUCCUUCUUAAUGCGUUUGAGCCAAUCAGUUGUGUUGUGACAAGGUAGGGGUGGUAUACAGAAGAUAGCCCUAUUUGGUAAAAGACCAGGUCCAUAUUAAGGCAAGAACAGCUCAAAUAAGCAAAGAGAAACGACAGUCCAUCAUUACUUUAAGACAUGAAGGUCAGUCAAUACGGAAAAUUUCAAGAACUUUGAAAGUUUCUUCAAGUGCAGUCGCAAAAACCAUCAAGCACUAUGAUGAAUCUGUCUCAUGAGGACUGUCACAGGAAUGGAAGACCCAGAGUUACCUCUGCUGCAGAGGAUAAGUUAAUGAGAGUUACCAGCCUCAGAAAUUGCAGCCCAAAUAAAUACUUCAAGAGUUCAAGUCACAGACACCUCAACAUCAACUGUUCAGAGGAGACUGCGUGAAUCAGGCCUUUGUGGUUGAAUUGCUGCAAAGAAACCUCUACUAAAGGACACCAAUAAUAAGAAGAGACCUGCUUGGGCCAAGAAACACAAGCAAUGGACAUUAGACCGGUGGAAAAUGUGUCCUUAGGUCUGGAGUCCAAAUUGGUGAUUUUUGGUUCCAACCGCUGUGUCUUUGUGAGACGCGGUGUGGGUGAACGGAUGAUCUCUGCAUGUGUAGUUCCCACCGUAAAGCAUGGAGGAGGAGAUGUUAUGGUGUGGGGGUGCUUUGCUGGUGACACUGUCUGUGAUUUAUUUAGAAUUCAAGGCACACUUAACCAGCAUGGCUACCACAGCAUUCUGCAGCGAUACGCCAUCCCAUCUGGUUUGGGCUUAGUCCCACUAUCAUUUGUUUUUCAACAGGACAAUGACCCAACACACCUCCAGGCUGUGUAAGGGCUAUUUUACCAAGAAGGAGAGUGAUGGAGUGCUGCAUCAGAUGACCUGGCCUCCACAAUCCCCCGACCUCAACUCAAUUGAGAUGGUUUGGGAUAAGUCGGACCGCAGAGUGAAGGAAAAGCAGCCAACGUGCUCGGCUUAUUUGGGAGCUCCUUCAAGACUGUUGGAAAAGCAUUCCAGGUGAAGCUGGUUGAGAGAAUGCCAAGAGUGUGCAAAGCUGUCAUCAAGGCAAAGGGUGGCUACUUUGAAGAAUCUCAAAUAUAAAAUAUAUUUAAAUUUGUUUAACACUUUUUUGGUUACUACAUGAUUCCAUAUGUGUUAUUUCAUAGUAUUGAUGUCUUCACUAUUAUUCUACAAUGUAGAAAAUAGUAAAAUAAAGAAAAGGCCUUGAAUGAGUAGGUGUGUCCAAACUUUUGACUGGUACUGUAUGGUUACAGUGUGAGUUAGUUGAGAAAAAGCAUAGGUACCAGACUUGUAAAAAUGUGGUGUUGAACUUGUUUGUCAUAAUGUUUAAUGGGGAAACUCAUGACCCCAAGAACGAGCAACAUCUGGUGCAAUACGUCUUUUAAAUUCCACAUACCUUUCUAUUUUCUUUACUCCCCAUAGUAUCUUUGACUCCCGAGGAAGCACAGUCUUAAGUUUAACACAAUCUCUCUCGUUCUUGUCCUUGUUGUUCAGGUUACAGGUGUCAUUGUUCAGGGUACAGGAGCUGAAGAGGGAGAGCAUGAGCGCAGCUUCCACCAGCACCCCUCAGCUGGUCAACAACACUGUCCGCUACCUGGCUCAGGCCCUGGCCCACAUCCAGCAGGGAAUCGAGAGAAAGUUCCUCAAGGCUCCACUGGGUAGGCCAUCUACUCCUCCUUCUCACAUCAUAACGCCUUCCUGCAAAGAAAAUAAAUUGUCCCAAUUGGCACCCUAG